GCUGCGGCUGCUGCAGGCCCGGCUGCAGGCGUGGGCGGAGGAGUACUGCACAAACUCCUGCGAUCAGAACCUAAACAAGUGCCUCGAACUCAUUGAGCAAGUUGCCAAAGUACAGGGACAACUCUUUGGGAUCCUCACGGCAACGGCCCAAGAAGGAGGACGUAACGAUGGUGUGGAAACAAUCAAGUCACGCCUUCUGCCUUGGUUAGAAGCUUCUUUCACGGCUGCUUCCCUGGGAAGACCUGUCGAUAGCAAGGUCCCCUCUCUACAGGAUACGUUUGAUAGAGGUAGACAGAAAGAGAAGGGCCUUCGGGAUCAAGACGUACAACAGUUAAACUACAGCUUGAGCUCCACCCGUAGUCAAGUCAACCAGGUUCAAGACGAUCUGGCUGAAACUGGAAAGGCUGUUGAAGAAACCAAGAAGAGCUCGGCCAUAUCCCUUUUGGCUGCAGAGGAGGAAAUAAAUCAGCUAAAAAAGCAGCUUAAAUCCCUUCAAGCCCAGGAGGCCGCCCGCCACAGGAGCUGUGCACCUAGGCAGCAGGAGCAGUGCAGAAUUGAGCAGAGGGGUUUGGCCAGGCAGAAUACAGAUCAACGAGACGCAGAGGCGUACGGGGUCUAUGAGAAACAGAGCCAAGACAUGAAAGACGAAGUAGCUGUCCUGUCUGCAGAAAAAUCUGGUCGCCAAGGAAGGUCAUCCAGGAACCAGUCUCCUAACCCUGAGGCUCAGGGCCGCAGUGACAACUACGGCCGGAGCAGGUCUGCCAGCCCCUGCACCGCCAUCGCCAAGAUCAGAAGCCCGUCACCAAAUCGGUCCAGACUGUCCAGUGUGGCUCGCAAGGCCGCCCUCCUGUCCAGGUUCAGCGACGCCUAUUCGCAAGCCCGCUUGGACGCACAGUGCCUGCUGCGGCGCUGCAGUGUCAACACGGAGACCGUGCAGCGGAUCAUCUACAUCGCCACUGUGGAGGCAUUCCAUGUGGCUAAAAUGGCAUUCAGACACUUCAAGAUCCGGGUGAGGAAGUCAAUGACACCAUCUUACGUGGGGUCGAAUGACUUUGAGAAUGCUGUCAUGGACUAUAUUGUUUGCCAUCUUGAUCUAUAUGAUUCCCAAAAUAGUGUUAAUGAUGUGAUCCGUGCCAUGAAUGUCAACCCCAAGAUCUCAUUUCCUCCCGAAGUCGACUUUGGCCUCCUCAGUGAAUUCAUCCAGGAGAUAUGCUGUAUUGCCUUUGCCAUGCAGUCGCUGGAACCGCCCCUUGACGUCGCCUUUGGGGCCGAUGGAGAGAUUUUUAAUGAUAGCAAGUACCGCCGCAGCUAUGACUCCGACUUCACGGCUCCCUUGGUCUUCUAUCACGUGUGGCCUGCUCUCAUGGAGAACGACGGUGUCAUUAUGAAGGGAGAAGCCGUCACCAAGAGAGGGGCUCUUUGGAAUUCGGUGCGUCCCCUAAGUCGCUGUCGAAGCAGGAGUUUAAGUCCCAUUUACUCCCGUAACCGCAUUGGUUUAAGCACGAUAUCUCGAAGUCGGAGCCCUUCUCCCACAAGAUGCCUGUUGCCAAGGUUUUAAAGCCACCAGAUGUGUUCCUUUGCCACAGUUGAUCGUAGCAGCCGCCUUCCUCAGAGGCUCCGCCCACCUGCCUCAUGUGCCUCCAGCCUCACUUAACAUGAUGUGAAAAGUGUUAAAUGCUUUGGCUUAGCACGUUUGUAACUUCAGAUGUAUCGUAUUUUAUUUUAUUUUAUAGACACAGAUUCCACCAACUUCAUAAAAAUGAUUGCGUAGGUAUUUAGGAUCAUACUCAUUUGAAGCAAAGUCCAUCAUGAAGUUUCAGGAUUUCCAGUCUGUAAUAUGAGCCUCUAUCGCAGUUACCUGAACAAAAGUGGACAGUCUUUACCAUGUUGAGUUCAAAAGAAAAGAAUCAUUUCACUUACAGAUUGAGGAUAAAUGUUACCAUUGUUGGUAUCAGGUUUUAACCUGACACUGACAUUGGGCAUUUUAAUAGCCUUUUAAGGUUUGGAAGACAACCUCAGUCUCAGAUUGGGAUAGUUACAGAUCGGUGUCAGGGACUCCGGGCUCAAUGCAGAAGGUGAUAAUUUAAAAGAAGACAGUUAACUUGCCUGUGUGUUCUUACUUUGAGAGCUCCUGGCUUGAGUUUGUGAAAUACUGACCACUGAAGCUACUUAUUUGAGAGAAGUUUCUUGCUUCAAAAGUGCAGAACAGUGGUUUGAGUAGAAGUCACCCUUGAGAUAAAUGUUAAUCACUUUGUGUUUACCCGCUAGGAAUGUUUCGCUGUUUUAAUGCAUAUUCCCUGGGGUAUGAUGUUUACCUAUUCUACCCAUUUGUUUGCAAAUUCAGACCUCCUGUGACCUCAUCUGACUGGAAGUGUCUGAGCUCAAGUCCUAGAACUAGGGGCAUCACUUAGUGAUUAUAAAUUGAGCUUAUCUCCCUUGACUUCUUCCUGCGAUGUGCUCUUAAAAAUUCACAUUCAAGAUAAGAAUAACUGUUGUUUUCUUUAGGUAAAGUUUUUUCUAUUUUUCCUUUUUCUCCUACUUUAAAGCCAGCCUUACACACAAGCUUCACUACUGUUGACUGCUUUUUCCAUUUACCUUUCAGAGACCCACUUUGAAUUGGCCAAAACUCAAUUUGCAUAAGCUCAGUGCCAAAUCCAGCACCAAAAACAUCCAGAAACAACUUCUGUAGAAUGUCGUACCUCUGUGCUGGGUGCUGGAAGCGGGUAGAAGGACGCCCUCGUCCUUGCCCCUUCUGGCGCAGUGGUCAGCAGCUUAAUCUGAGUGGGAUUUCAACUUCUCUCCCUCUUGGUGCGUUUGUGGCAUCAUCUCUGCGAGGCCAGGUGGUGUGCUGGAAGGGGCACUUGGUGUCUGGAGAGCCCCUGGCCCUCCUUGGUCAUGUACUUGCUGUGUAACCUCGAGCUGGUUCCUUCUCAAGUGCAUGGUAGAGCAAGCAGGUUGGAUGAAAUUAGUGGUUCUCAUAACCCUACUAGGCCCAGUGUCUCUUUUCUAGCACACGUUUUAUUCUGGAUAUCUUGGAAUGAAAGCCAGAGUUAGCUGUCUGUACACACAUUUAACUUACACUGUGAAUGUAAUACUGUUACUGUAAAACAAAGCACAGAAAAGAAAGUGAUUUUGAAUGAAAUAUAUUUCAAUAAAAAGCGUGGGAAGUAGUAAGUUAGAAACAAGGGCACUGCAUCACUCCCAUCUCUACAUUCAACUGUAAACCUUACCCCACCCUCACAGUUACGCACGCUCCCGUAGUCCUCAGACUGGGAAGUCGCGUGAGUCCCCUCCCCUCUGUCCAUUCAGCAUGGACGCGAGACCGCCCUGAUUAUUAUUCAGGGUUAGUGUUGGGAGGUUGCACAGAUGCUGACAUAGAAAAGAGGAACAGCGGGAGGCACCUAAGACCAGUGGGCGUCUGACCCUAAAAUACUGGAAGCCUGAGUUACAAAGCCUUCUUUUGCCACAUGGCCCUUCUGCCCAUUCCUGCUGCUGCCCAUGAUCUUUAAUAAACAUACUGCAUACUAUGAGG
This is a messenger RNA of Chinchilla lanigera (long-tailed chinchilla), 3532 nucleotides long. It is a transcript of the gene Spata18, whose product is annotated as spermatogenesis associated 18. Gene Ontology annotation, cellular component: mitochondrial outer membrane. Gene Ontology annotation, biological process: mitophagy by internal vacuole formation; mitochondrial protein catabolic process. The record is from RefSeq and is a predicted model, not a curated record. NCBI's taxonomy places the organism in Eukaryota, Metazoa, Chordata, Mammalia, Rodentia, Chinchillidae.